AUGUCUGGAGCCAACAUGUCCUCCAAUCCUCGACGGACCCCGGUGACUCGUUCCGGCACUGCGGCUGCCAAUGGGUUGACCCUUAAGACCAAGAUGGUCCUCAGGAAGGGUGCUACUUUUCAUUCUCCUCCUUCCAGCCCUUCUUCAGAGAUCUCUCUCCCAUUCAGACCUCCACCACUCCCUCGUCGUUCCCAGACCAGUCUGGAUGAUGUCGUUGAUGCUCACCGUCGUCGUGCUGCAUUGACCCUAAGCGACUUUGAUAAGACCCUUUCCGGAUCCAACGGCUCGUCGUCGUCGAUUAAAGUAUUCCGAGACGAGAGCCUGCCGGUCCCGAGAGGCUUCCUUGACCACGCCGUCACCAUGGCCAAGGACAAUGACUCUGAGCGGCGCGUCCUGCGUCCGCGUGAAAACACUCGCCGCCCUGCACGAUACCACGAGUCCGACAGUGGCCUCGGCACCUCGGUCGCCUCGACAUCUGAGAAGCGCGGUGCCAACAAGAAAGAGAAGACCACCUCCAUCAAGUCUUCUGCCAUCACCCGGUCGGCCGCCGCUGAAGCCGAGCAGCUUCCAGGCCUCAGCCCUCGCGCUACGAACCGGAUCUAUGAGCACACGCUGAAGCCUCUGCUAUCGAAGCCAUCGCUCAAGGACUUCCACCCGCUCCUUCUGGAGUGCCCCCGCAAGAUCCACAGCAAGGAGAUCGUCUGCUUGCGGGAUCUUGAGAAGACCCUACUACUAAUCGCUCCUGUAAGUGAACUCGAGAAAGACAAAGGCGUUCGGGGAGAUACUUAUAGGAUGUUGUGUUCAAAGGAGAGGACCAAGGUUGCCGAGCUGUAUCUCGAAUUCUGCAUCACCUCGAUCCGCUGCAUCCAGGCUACUGUGGAAUAUCUGAGCGACCGCGAGCAGACUCGCCCCAACGACCUCCCUUACACCAACGGCUACUUUAUCGACCUGGUUGAUCAGAUCCGCCAAUACGCCCAACAGCUCGCUGACGAGAAGACCAAGCAAACCGACAAGGACGAAAAGAUGGAUGUUUCCGGGUAUGCCUUGAACCCAAUUGUGCUGCUUGAUACGGAAACGUUGAUCACUAACUCGCUGCCUUCCUCCAGCAUUGAUGAGAUCAAGCUCCACGGCGGCAUCACCGUCAACGGCCGCCCUGCCGAGCUUGUCCGCAUGAAAGACGGCAAGGCGAUCUCGCUGGCCACCGGCAAGGUUGUCGAGCUCGAGGAAGACAUCAAGGGCGCCAUCCGCUUCAAACGCUCUGCCAGCGAGGAGCUCGCGGAUGAGGAGGAGAUCAUGCGCUCCAUGGCCCGCCGCAAGAAGAACGCUCCUCCUGAGGAGUACGCCCCCAAGCAGUGCCGCGAGCCUGGUUGCAACAAAGAGUUCAAGCGUCCCUGCGACCUGACCAAGCACGAGAAGACUCACUCUCGUCCCUGGAAGUGCCCAGUCUCUGCCUGCAAGUACCACGAGUACGGCUGGCCCACCGAGAAAGAGCGUGACCGCCAUCUCAACGACAAGCACUCGGCCAACCCGCCCAUGUACGAGUGCCAUUUCAAGCCUUGCCCGUACAAGUCGAAGCGUGAAUCGAACUGCAAGCAGCAUAUGGAGAAGGCCCACGGUUGGCAGUAUGUCCGCACCAAGACCAACGGAAAGGCUCGUGCUGGCAGCACCACUGCUUCGCUGCCCACCCCUCAGCUUCAAAACAUCCCUACCCCCAUCAGCGAUCCCAGCGGUGUCAACACUCCUCCACAAGACAACGCGUUCAUGCCGCUCUAUGGGAACCUCGACUUCCCCACGUACAUUCCUGACGAUGCAUUUGGCGCGCUCAACUUGCCGCAGGACAUUCACCUUGACUACUCGCCCAUUGACAACGCUACCCCUUCGACUGAGUCGAGCCUGGACCAUAGUUCGGCUUAUGAUAUGGGCGGCGAUUUUACGUUGUAUGAAGACAUCUAUGCUGCUCACGCGCAGCUCCCCACCACUUCCAACAAUAUUUACACCAAAGCCAUGGCUCAGGAUUUCGCCGCUUUCUCGGCGGCUGAGCUCUGCCAGCCGCAGCCUGCCCCUCACAUCUCACCCACUGGCCAGGGUAAUGCUAUGCUUUUCACACCUGCGUCCAUGGCCGAUGUGGACGAGGGGUUCGACGAGUUCCCUUCGACUGGCAACAAUGGUGAUUUCAUCCUCUUCCCAGCCACUGAUCUGAGCAAGACGACCAACUACGACGGGCUUUUUGAUGAGAUCCCCAGCAUGGCUGCGGGCUAUUCUCAGCCCACGUCGCAGACCCUGCUCUCCAUGGACUGGCAGUCGGACUACAACAACUUCCCUCAGCAUCAUUAA
Messenger RNA from Thyridium curvatum, 2334 nucleotides. RefSeq lists its product as uncharacterized. The transcript has a single exon. Gene Ontology annotation, biological process: regulation of transcription by RNA polymerase II. Lineage: Eukaryota; Fungi; Ascomycota; Sordariomycetes; Thyridiales; Thyridiaceae. Bases 1 to 2334 code for a protein of 777 amino acids. Gene Ontology annotation, cellular component: nucleus. The record is from RefSeq and is a predicted model, not a curated record.